Thrips palmi is the source of this 1084-nucleotide messenger RNA. Its product is annotated as elongation of very long chain fatty acids protein AAEL008004-like. The record is from RefSeq and is a predicted model, not a curated record. Gene Ontology annotation, biological process: fatty acid elongation, polyunsaturated fatty acid; sphingolipid biosynthetic process; very long-chain fatty acid biosynthetic process. Lineage: Eukaryota; Metazoa; Arthropoda; Insecta; Thysanoptera; Thripidae. Gene Ontology annotation, molecular function: fatty acid elongase activity. The transcript has 7 exons. Gene Ontology annotation, cellular component: endoplasmic reticulum membrane. Bases 187 to 1002 code for a protein of 271 amino acids.
AUUAGCAUUCUAAUUUCCAUUUGUGUCCAAGCCACCGACCCUGCACCACGCAGGCGGGGCAGCGCGGCUUCAACCAGUCCUAAGGCAGACCUAGACCAGCCAUUAAGUGGAACCCUUUAGGAACCAAGACCUAAACUUACAAAAGAAGACUAAUUUUUGUGUAGCCAAGAAAGACAAGAAAACACCAUGGGUUUCAUAGAGGACGUCAACUGGUUGUUAGCUGAAAAGUCUGACCCUCGCUGCAAAGACUGGCUAUUCAUGAACACACUUAAUUGGCCAUUGGGAUUAUGUGCUCUGUAUCUGUUCAUUGUACUUGUGGCUGGACCUAGAUACAUGAAAAACCGACCAGCAUACAAGCUAGACACAUUUAUUUUCUACUAUAAUAUAUAUCAGGUUUUAGCAUGCACCAUCCUCUUUUGGAAAGUGCUGACAACUGGUUGGACAACAACAUACUCAUUAGGAUGUCAACCAGUUGACUAUUCCGAUAAUCCAGAAGCCGUAAAAAUGUUGGAAUUAGUCUGGUGGACGACCCUCUUGAAAUUAUCAGAAUUCAUUGAAACUGUAGUGUUUGUCUUAAGAAAAAAGGAUAGACAGAUCUCUUUCCUGCAUGUGUAUCACCAUGUUUCCACCUUCCUCCUAUGCUGGGUAGGAUGUAAAUUCAUUGGAGGUGGAAUGGCAACCUUCCCCAUUAUGCCAAACAGUUUAGUACAUAUUAUCAUGUAUACUUAUUACCUGCUCUCUAUUAACAAAAACUCCACCGUCCAAGCAGUGAUUAAUACAAUCAAGCCUUACAUUACCAUCAUGCAGAUGGUCCAGUUCUGCAUAAUCAUUGCUCAUGCAGCACAGGUUUAUCUUCCCGGCUGUGACGUACCCACAUACCUGGCCCAUGUGUACAUUCCCAAUGUGUUCCUUAUUUUCUAUCUCUUUUACGACUUUUAUACAACGAAUUUCAAGAAGAAUGCUCAGGCUCCCAAAAAGGUUAAAGUAGCUAAAGCUUCAUAAGCAAAGCAAAACGGCAAAAAAUAGAACAAAAUGUACAUAGAUUUAAAAUGGAAACCUCAAUAAAGAAAUGGCUGAAGUGUGU